Molecule: messenger RNA, 2805 nt
Organism: Colletotrichum orchidophilum
Lineage: Eukaryota; Fungi; Ascomycota; Sordariomycetes; Glomerellales; Glomerellaceae
Exons: 2
Coding region: 1-2805 (934 amino acids)
Source: RefSeq, a predicted model, not a curated record
AUGUCCUCAUCAUCAUCAAAUACUACGCUUCUGGAUAGCGAUCCAGUGAACGCGAACAUGCAGCCGGCGCAUGGAACGCUCGUUCAUGACGGGCGAUCCCUCGACGGCCAGGAGUACCAGCGAGGUGACCCGGUGGCUAUUGUCGAGAGCAGCACAGGAGAGGACCUCGCAGACGCUCUUCACAUACUCAAUCUCCGGAACAACCAGUGUAUGCUCGUGCCUUUGAAAGCUGUCUGUUGGGUUCCGACCCACACCGAGCAACGAGCCGGAACCACUUUCCUCCUCACAUUGUACGGUCCGAGCCUGGAUUUUCGCCGUUCCGCCUUGGAGCUUCCUCAGAUGGGAUACCGUGGCAUCGCAACCCUCUUUGGCUCCUGUGUCUACGUUGGACGCGAGGUCAUGCUUGAGGGCAACGCAUCAAGAGUCAACUUGGAGCCCGUCAACAGAGUCUCUUUGUUCACGGCCCAGUGGGAUGCACUUUCACACAGUGUAGAUAUGCAGCAGCCUGCAUUGACUCCUUCCGCGUCGUCUUGUGCAUCGUCCAGGAGCCCUUCCGAGUCGGGAGACGAUGUUCCGCCACCACGAUUCUACCGCGUUCAAGGGCGUCGAGACUCUGCCAUUGAAAUUCGAGACCCUGAUUCUCCCAUUUAUAAGUCUUCUGCAGGACGAAUGUCCGCCUCGCCUAAGCCGUUCCACAUUUCCACCACAUCUUUCGUGACAAAGCACAAUACUCGCAUCGUCGCUGAAGCUCCGAAAUUCCAGCAAUACGGAAGCAAUACCUGGUCAGACUUGGAAUCAGAUGACGAGUUUAGCUUCGACAUCGACCCCUCUUUCAGCCUUGAUCCUGCCUUUGCUGAAAACCUCGACCUAUGCAUCUGCGAGCAUCCGCUAGAUGGCAUGAUUGCGGAGAACGACUUACAAGUCAAUUUUGUUUUCAUGCCGCAGAAUGAGAGUAGUAGUUACGUGCCUGGACAACAGGACCAGCAAAGGCCGGGCGCCACCGCCCAAGAGCCUCUCUGGGCCACACAAGGCCUCAACGCAGACAACGGCAAUGCUUGGGAUCCUUUGCAGAUGCCACCACAACACAUCCCGGAAAUGCGGCAGCCGCAGUUGCCAGUGCCCCAGCGGCAACAGGCACUGCCCUCGAGGGCAGUCAACCAUGCCGACUACUACGAGCAGUACCGACUUGUGGAGGAGCACGGCAGCUCCAACAAUCAUCCUGGGCCCGUGGGCCAUCAUUCUCAGCACCCAGAGGCUGUUCACAUGCACAACGACCCCCGUGCAGACUACCUGCCAUCUCAGCUUCCUCCUUCAAACGCUUCUCAACCCCUACAAGACUUCCAGAUGCCACCCCGGUAUCCAGAACAGUCAAAUAGACUUCCAAUGCCAGGCACCUCCUUUCCUGCGCCUCAAGAGGUCCACGUUAUCCAGAGCAACCGCUCCGCGCCUCGGCCAUCCUACCCACUUCCGUCGAGCUCUUACAGCCCUGUACAAGAAGGGAGCUUGCCCUCGACUUCCCAAAGUCAACAGCCGAGGCGAAGCCCGCGCCCUCACGAAUCUCGUCCUUCGAGCACACGUGGGACGCCAGUCAUGGCUCGCCGAGCACCAUCCCAACCCGUUCAUACGUUUACACCAAGUGGAAUCAUCGAUUCCUUCCGCCAGAGCACACAGGCACACGUCAGCUCCUUGGAGAGCCAUUGCGAGCAAUUGCAGCAGAACCAAGCCAGCGAUGAUCAACUUCGUCAAGCUAACGAGUCGCUUCAGGCUGCUCGACGAAACAUUGAAGAGUCUCUGCAGUUUCUCGGCCUGCUUCAGCCAAUUACUGGCAUUCCAUUGCGGGGCACAGAGAAGAGGCUACAGUCGAUUGCCGACCAGAUCGUUGAUGCGGUCAAGGGUCUACUUUCCGAUGACUCCGACGGUUCUGACAAGAAUAUUGAACAGCUGAACCAAAAGGUACAAAGCCUCAAGGAAUUUAUUGAGUACGUUGAGGGUGUUCACCCCGAGGUGGUGAAGCGCGCGCAGGACCACGCGACAGCAGCUGCGGACAAAAGCCAAAAUGUUCCAGUCACUACUGCGAGCCGAGUCCCCUCGGCCCCCGCGUCCGUUUCUUCUCACACUGCGGACGAGUCUGACUCCUGCCGCUGGGUGGACGGCCAAGCCACGCCGCCACCGGAUCGCUCCACGGCGAUGGCCUUGAACCGAGAUCGCUCCCGUAUGUUCCGGGACAUGACUACUGCCCAUGGCCGUCGUCCUGAGCCUCGCGCCAACACUGUUCCGGAGUACUAUGCUCCCACUAGCUACAGCCAACCGUCAUCUCGGAUCCAUUCACCAAUGGCUACCCACUCUGCGCCCGCCGAGCCUCCGCACGCCGCUGGUCACGGUUUCUUCCAGCAGCCUCUCCCGACACAAAUUCAGCAGACGAUUCCCAUCACUGAUUUCGGAGCCCCGAUGCAGGAUCGAACAAUGCAGGCAUACCCAACCCCCACCUCGGUCGAGAUGAUGCGGCCGAUGCAGCCAGUGUCGAGUCUUCCCCCGCAGCACUACACGACGCAGCAAGAAAGCAACUUCUACCUGCGACCACCGCCACCAAACUGUCUGUACCCCACGACCGGAGCCGAGAUGUCCCAUGCUGCGUACGCCCCGCGGUCUCCAGUCUCUUUCCAGCCGGGUCCGGGGUCAGCGCAGACCAAUUACUAUCAGGACAUGAGGUCCGGCCUCCCGGACCGGCGAACGGUUCGCCAGGAGCGGCCCGCUCCUUACUCUCUUAAUUACAGGGAUCAACGGCGACGUAGGGGAAGCCAAUGA